UGCCUGGGCUUGGCCGGCCGCGCGUCAGCGCCAGCGUCAGCUUCAGCUUCAGCUUCAGCUUCAGCUUCAGCACCCGCCGAGCCGGACAGCGCCUGCUGCAUGGAGCCGCGGCCCGCCUCGGACUCAGCCUCCGACGCCGACCACGACGCCGACGCCCGCCUCAGCUUCCCCGCCGGCGGCUCCGGGGACCUCGAACUGGCGCUGGAGGAGGAGCUGGCGCUGCUGGCGGCUGCCGAGCACGGCGAGCAGCCUCCCGCCGAAGCCGAUCUCGGGGUGCAGCAGCAGCAGCAGCAGUCCGGGGAGCAUCUCCUGGAGCACCCGUCGUCCCCGCCCGCCCGGGAUCCCGAGCUGCUGUCGCUCAUCCGACAGAAGGAGAAGGACCUGGUGCUCGCCGCCCGGCUGGGCAAGGCGCUGCUCGAAAGGAACCAGGACAUGAGCCGGCAGUACGAGCAGAUGCACAAGGAGCUCACGGACAAGCUGGAGCACUUGGAACAAGAGAAGCACGAGUUAAGGAGAAGAUUUGAGAACCGAGAAGGGGAGUGGGAAGGGCGUGUGUCUGAACUGGAGAGCGAUGUGAAACAGCUUCAGGAUGAACUGGAAAGGCAGCAGGUUCAUCUACGGGAAGCAGAUCGGGAAAAGACACGGGCUGUCCAGGAAUUAUCAGAACAGAACCAAAGGUUACUGGAUCAACUCAGCAGGGCAUCAGAAGUUGAGAGGCAGCUCUCCAUGCAGGUUCACGCCCUCAGAGAAGACUUCCGGGAGAAAAACUCUUCCACCAACCAGCACAUCAUCCGACUUGAAAGCCUUCAAGCUGAGAUCAAGAUGCUGUCGGACCGGAAGCGGGAGCUGGAGCACCGUCUCAGUGCCACCUUGGAAGAAAACGAUCUGCUCCAAGGGACUGUGGAGGAGCUGCAGGACCGGGUGCUGAUCCUGGAGAGGCAGGGCCAGGACAAAGACUUGCAGCUGCAUCAGAGCCAGCUGGAGCUGCAGGAGGUGCGGCUAUCCUGCCGCCAGCUUCAGGUGAAGGUGGAGGAGCUCAGCGAGGAGCGAAGUCUGCAGAGCUCUGCCGCCACCAGCGCAUCCCUUCUGUCAGAGAUAGAGCAGAGCAUGGAGGCCGAGGAGCUGGAACAAGAGAGAGAGCAGCUGCGGCUGCAGCUGUGGGAAGCCUACUGCCAGGUCCGCUACCUCUGCUCUCAUCUUCGCGGCAAUGACAGCGCCGACUCUGCUGUCUCCACGGACUCCUCCAUGGACGAGUCUUCUGAGACCUCCUCCGCCAAAGAUGUGCCAGCCGGCAGCUUGCGCACCGCCCUCAGUGAGCUCAAGAGACUGAUCCAGAGCAUUGUGGAUGGCGUGGAGCCCUCGAGUUCUCGGAGAAUUGAUGAUGACUCCCUAGAAGAGCAAAUAAGGCAAACCAGUGAGGACUCACGAGCCCUCAGGGAGCUCAUGGAGGGAGAGCGGGGUAAACUGAGGCAGAGCCUAGAAGAACUGCAGCAACUCCACAGCCAGGUGACAUUGCUGAGCGUGGAGAUGACUGCACUGAAGGAAGAGAGAGACCGGCUCCGGGUGACAGCCGAUGACAGGGAGCCCAAGGAGCAGCUGCAGAAAGCCAUCAAGGACCGCGAUGAAGCCAUCGCGAAGAAGAACGCUGUGGAGCUGGAACUGGCUAAGUGCAAGCUGGACAUGCUGUCUCUGAACAGCCAGUUGCUGGAAGCCAUUCAGCAGAAGCUGAACCUCUCCCAGCAGUUGGAGGCCUGGCAGGACGACAUGCACAGGGUCAUUGACCGGCAGCUGAUGGACACACACCUGAAGGAACGGAGCCAGCCGCCUGCCGCCUUCCCCAGGGCCCAGGCCGCGGGGUGCAGGGCCGAGCCCGGCUCCACCGAAGGCAAAAAGCUCUUCUCGUUCUUCAGGAAAAUCUGAGUGCGGCGGCGGAAUCGGACUCCAGGGGUGGGUGGGCCGGGGUGGCUGGAAGGGGGCACCAGUGGAGCCCUUUGCGCUGUGGGCACCCACCCCCUUCUUCCCUGGGCCGAGCCGUCCCAACAGGGUGGUUCAGCCACUGGGGCUGCUCCUCACAUCAGGGCAGAGGGGCAGCCCCGUGUCCUUGCCCCUCCCGGCCAGGCUGGGUUCUGCCGCUCAGACCCCAAGCCCACCUGCAAAACACACACACCCUCAGGGGUUCCUGCUCCCCACUCCAGGCACUGCUGCCCUCCCGAACACGGGGAACAGAAGAUGGGCAAGAGCCAUGAGGCCGGGGCCCCGCACAGCUCCCGCCUGUGUGCAUGCACCUCUGAGGGAGCAUCUCCUGCUGAGGAGACCCAGUGUGCGGGCUUGGCGGCCGGGCCGCAGUGGAAGGGCUGGUCAAGCUCCUCCAGGGUCGUCCGACCCUCAGCAGGUUCCGGCCAGGAUGUUCUCCCAGGCCCUUCCCAGCCCCCCUUCCUCAGAGACAAGCCCAGGCCCCCAAAGAGCCCCAGAACGGCCCACAACCACCACCUCCACCUCCAGGGCAGUUGGCACCCCGAGGUGGAUGCCCCAGAUACUGCCCAUCAAGCCCGCAGGAGGAUGAAUCUUGCAACCUGCUGCUUCUGCUGCUCCUCAGCAGCCAGUCCCUCCCUGCUGAUGCCCCAACUCGGAGGCGCCCUGGGCCAGUUAGCCCCCCAAGAUGCUUCACGACGGAUUCAUCUCCCUCCCGUGGGAAAGCACAGCAGGGAUGAGCAGAAAGAAUGUACCUAUAGAUAUGUACAUACCACAGUGCUGUAAUUUUGUAUGUAGCAAUCCUGUAAAUACAAUGUAUGGAUUUUAUAACACACCUAUUAUAUAUAAAUCUAUAAAGGCAUAUUUUUAGAAAACAGCACAUCACUGCUUCUUUUGGAAAUAGUCUAAAUAAGAAUAAAACGAAUUUCUACAGAA
Molecule: messenger RNA, 2907 nt
Organism: Suncus etruscus (white-toothed pygmy shrew)
Lineage: Eukaryota; Metazoa; Chordata; Mammalia; Eulipotyphla; Soricidae
Gene: BICDL1
Product: BICD family like cargo adaptor 1
Exons: 10
Coding region: 100-1920 (606 amino acids)
Biological process (GO): Golgi to secretory granule transport; vesicle transport along microtubule
Source: RefSeq, a predicted model, not a curated record